GGCUGGACAGCAUAUUUGUGUCCCUGCAGAUGCCCUGCCCAAUAAUUUCUACAGUCAUCUGGUCAUUUUUAUUUUGGACAAUAUUUUGUGUAAAUUGAAUGCUGUGUUGCUCUCUGCGUUGCAUGGGUGGCCACACUUUAAAAAUCGCUACUAUUUUGAGAUGGAUGUAAUAGUUAAAGGUCUAAAAUAAUAGGUUCUAUACUCAUUAGGGAGAAAAGACUAUUUAUAAAAUUGUCCAGACUGCAUGUUUAAACCCCGGACAUAAACUAUACUUUACUUGUAACAUUCACUUAUUUUCUGUCUCCAGGUCAUAGAGUCACAGGUCAUACAACACAGAAACAGGCCCUUCGACCCAAUUUGCCCAUGCUGACCAAGAUGCUCCAUCUACACUAAACCACCGGCCCAUGUUUGGCCCAUAUUCCUCGAAUCCUUUCCUAUCUAUGCCCCUGUACAAGUGUUUUUUAAAUGCUGUUAUAGCACCUGCGUCAACUACCUCCUCUGGCAGCUGGUUCCAUAUUCCACCAUCCAAGUCGUCACUCAGGUUCCUAUUAAAUAUUUCCCCCCUCCUCACCUUAAAGCUAUGUCCUCUGGUUCUUGAUUCCUCUACCUAGGAGGUUAAAUACUCCGUGCAUUCAUGCUAUCUAAUCCCCUCAUGAUUUUAUACCAGUCUAUAAGAUCACCCCUCAUCCUCCUGCACUCCAAGAAGCAAUUCCCAAACAAAUGAUAUUAAAACAUGCCUUUCCUAUUUAGCAAUUUGUUGUGUCAAACUCAUUACUGAACCUGUAGAAGAUUACUACAUGCUUUUGAUUUAGAGGGCAGGGAGUGAAAACAUUGUGUCGAUGAACUGAUCUUAAUUGUAGCGAUCGUAAAAGACCCAUAUGCCUCGACAACUGUAAGGAAACGUUGGCAGUCACCCGAUCGUAGUGCACGUCAGGUAUGAUUCACUCUGACUCUGUCAUGAGAGACACGUAGGUAAUGCAUUUUUAAGUUGGUGGAACGUUUAAAAGUCAGGAGUUUCUAACGAAGACAAAGCAAAACAAAUACAAAGCAAUCUGCAAUUGAUAAAACUCACAAGUAACCUUCAACUGCCCAUGAAACAUUGGAAAAUAUGAAAAAAAACUGUAGAUGCUGGAAAUCUAAAAUAAAAACAGAAUAUGCAAAGGACUCAACAAAUCAGGCAGCGUUCGUCUGACCAGUUAAGUGGUUCCAGCAUUUUGUUGUUUAUAUUUGAGAUUUGCAUCCUUAUCCCACCUGAUGUUCUUCGUUCAUCAACAAAACGAUGUUAUUAAUGGUAUUUGUGGGACUUUUGUCUGACAGCAACGGAUAUACUUGAAAGAAAUUAAGUGAAUGCACAGUUAGGAAUGAAUCCAAGUUGAAUCCAAAUUAGUCACCUCUGUUGAUCACAGAUCUCACUCUUACCAUUUCCCUCAAUGUUGGCAGCUCCACUAUCCAAUGAUGAAUUCGCCCAAUUCACAAAUACAUGUUAUUAUUUUAUCCACGUUAUUUGUUUUCAUUGUUCUACAUUUGGCUUAAUACAAUUUAUUUGUGGAUUUUAAAAUACAUUUUUAAAAACGUGACGGUUCAGCCUUCUGGGGAAAAUGGAAAAUGAAGCGCAUUGGGGCGCUAGGACCCGGUGGAAUCCCUGGAGUAGCUUUCCACCUGCUGCAACAGUGGGAGACUCUGCAGCCUAGUUGUGUGCUUCUCUUUCUUUACAUUUUAACAGCGAGUCGCGGCUGCCUCCCCCAUCACUUUGCAAAAUCACGUUCAGGGUUUUUUUUUGGCGAGCCGCCCUUCCCCGACUCACUGAAUGCAGAGCGGCGGCUCGGGUGAAUUGUUCCUGACACGGCCCCAAGACCAGGACAGUCUGAAGUUUCUGCUUCCUACACUUGCUGCUGUUCCUUCCUUCCGCUCGAUCUAAGGUACUUCACCAACUUGCCUUGUCCUAUUUUGCAAUCUCGUUUUGCAGUUAAAGACAACUUUAAGGUGCUUUUUGAUGCCUGAUGGGCUCAUUGAGUUAAUGGGACCGAAUACUUGACGCUUAUUUGUUGCAAAACUUUUGACCGAGAGUAACGUGAAACGGAAUUGAAACUGACGGGAGAAAUCGCCUUGUGCCUGAAUCAAUAUUUAUUGACUGUGAAACUUUUCACAUUUUAUUUUAAGGAAGCAGAAAUUUGGCAUUUAGACGUAAAAUAUCUCUGUGGUUUCCGCGCCGGAUUACAGUUCACUCUUUUCGGCGGUACUGGAAACUGAAAAAUGUCUAUUUGGGCCUGGAGUUCAGUGGAAAUUAGGUCCCAGGCAGCUGCUACCUGCUGAUGUGUCCAACGGCUACCUUGCAAACCUGCAAAUUGAACCUGCUACCUUCGCCCUCUAGGACCUGGGUUUGAUUUCAGCAUAAAUGGAAGGAAAGACUGAAGUGAUCAACUGCACAAAUCUUCGCUGAAAAGAGAGAGUGAGUUUGCAGUGGAUAUCCAUGCAUCAGAACUUUCAAAACCAAUGAAUGGAGUCGCCUUCCUUGUGAAUAAAUCCAACCAACUCCAAAGGAAAUCUCAGUACUGCUAUUAUCCCGUCACGUUUAGCCAGCAAUCAUGAGACUAUUUUUUAGGAAACGUUUUGGUCCAGUGAAACUUGCUCUGGUCAGCGUAAUAUUUAUGAUAUUUGUAUUCAUACUCCAAAGAGAUGUUGUCAAGCAGAGCCCAGAGGAUGAAUCUUGGUUUAAGGACUUGUCAGGCAGGAAAGAUAGAAUGCUGGGCAUUAUGUUUGGAGCGGUGAAUAAUAUCCGGGACUCGAUGCCUAAGUUUCAGAUCAUUGCUCCGGAUCGAGGCCAAGAGGUUGUUGAUAACACCAAGAAUUGUUUGCCAGGAUUCUACACUGCAGCGGAACUGAAGACCUUUCUUCCCCGGCCUCCUGAAGAUCCCAAUGCCCCUGGUGUUGAUGCAAAGGCUUUUCAUACGGACAAUCUCUCCCCCGAACAGCAGAAGGAGAAAGAGCGUGGUUUUGAGAAACAUUGCUUCAAUGCCUAUGCCAGUGACCGCAUCUCUUUCCACAGGAGCCUUGGACCAGACACACGACCUCCAGAGUGUAUUGAACAAAGAUUCAAGCGUUGCCCUCCUCUACCAACAACCAGUGUGAUUAUCGUGUUCCACAAUGAGGCCUGGUCCACCUUGCUGAGAACUGUAUACAGUGUGAUGCAUACAUCCCCAGCCAUACUGCUAAAAGAAAUUCUAUUGGUGGAUGAUGCCAGCACAGAUGAUGCUUUAAAAGAACAACUGGAUGAGUAUGUAAAGCAGUUCCGGAUAGUGAAAGUCAUCCGACAGGUGGAAAGGAAAGGGUUAAUAACUGCAAGGCUCUUGGGUGCCAGUGAGGCCACAGGGGAAGUGCUGACUUUUCUUGAUGCUCACUGUGAGUGCUUUAGUGGAUGGUUGGAACCUUUGCUGGGAAGAAUAGCUGAAAACUACACUGCUGUGGUGAGCCCUGACAUCACUACCAUUGAUCUCAAUACUUUUGAGGUAUCCAAACCAGUCCAGUAUGAAAGACAUCACAACCGGGGCAACUUUGACUGGAGUCUGUCAUUUGGCUGGGAGGCUCUUCCAUCUCAUGAAAUAAAGAGAAGAAAAGAUGAAACAUAUCCUAUCAAGACUCCCACGUUUGCUGGUGGCCUCUUUGCGAUCUCCAAAGCUUACUUUGAACUGAUUGGAACAUACGACAACCAGAUGGAGAUAUGGGGAGGAGAGAAUGUGGAAAUGUCAUUCAGGGUCUGGCAAUGCGGUGGGCAGUUGGAGAUCAUUCCCUGUUCAGUGGUGGGCCAUGUGUUCCGUACCAAGAGCCCACACAGCUUCCCAAAAGGUGUGCAGGUAAUUGCCCGCAACCAGGUGCGUCUGGCUGAGGUCUGGAUGGAUCACUACAAGGAGCUGUUUUACAGGAGGAACCAGCAGGCAGAAAUAAUGGCCCGUGAGAAAAGUUUUGGCGAUCUUUCAGAAAGGUUUCAGUUGAAAGAGCGAUUAAAAUGCAAGAACUUUACCUGGUAUCUGCAGAACAUUUAUCCUGAAAUCUUUAUACCAGAUUUCUCUCCAAUACGUUAUGGAGCGAUUAAAAACAAGGGAACUGGAAGCUGCUUAGAUGCUGGGGAAAACAAUCAUGGUGGAAAACCUCUGAUUAUGUACCCAUGUCAUGGAAUGGGAGGCAAUCAGUAUUUUGAAUACACCACGCAGUCUGAUAUACGCCACAACAUUGGCAGGCAGUUGUGCCUUCGAGCCAUGUAUGGCCAAGUUCUAUUGCAGCAAUGUAAAUACACGGGGAAAGAUACCAAAGUGCCAGGAGAUGAACACUGGGAAUUUUUAAAUGACCUGAUAAAAAAUUCCGCCAGCAAUCAGUGCUUGACUGCGUCGGGAAAGAAUCCAUCCAUGGUUCCGUGCAACUCUGCAGACCUGCACCAGCAGUGGGCUUUCACCUAGUGUUGUCAAGAAGGACGUUGCCGCCUGGUGAACUAUCCGAGUCAUUCUGAGUGGGGAAAACGCACACUUUAAAACAUAAAAGCCGGCCUUGCUGUUAAAUCUUUUUGUGACUCUGAAUUUUAGCCUGGGUAUAGAGCAAAUCGGAUUUAUUGAUUUCAUUCCUGUUUUGUUCAGAAAAGAAAUCUCUUAAUUGGAUUGAAAAGAAUCUCUGCUACCAACACUUCAAAAAUGAAUGACUCCUACCAACACUUAAAAAAUGUUCAAUUAAGUUUUCUCUGGCAUUGCAGGAGUGAUUCCUUUCUAAAAAUCCUGUAUCUUUGGCAUUGAAAGCAAGUGAUGUGGAACAUUUAUAAGGUAAAAUGUCCAUUUAGUUGGCAUUUAACGUAAAUUGGAUUCUGGAUAUCCACCACCUUUGUGUUGAAUCCAAAGCAGAGCAGGGUUGAAACUGGUGCCAUUUGAUAGAUGCGCCUGGAGACUAUUCUGCAUUGAUGCUUGGAUCUAUUCCUGAUUCAAAUGUGGCUGAAGAUUCCUGCUGAAGUUUGAAAUUCCUCAAAUCUUGAAGUAGGGAAAAGAAAACACUUAAUUCGGAUGAGAAGUUAAACAGAGGUUCUCUCUACCCUCCCAGAUAGAUGUACAAAGUCCCAUUGUUUGGUCAUGUAUUUCAUUGUUGUUUGUGGGAGCUUGUUAUGUCAAAAUUGGCUGCAAAAUCUAUUUGCAUAACUGCACUUACCGCCUGUGGAAUGCUGUAUGCACUGAAGUGAAAGGUGCUAGAUAAAUGGAUAAAUGAGUAAGGGAUAUGUGUCACUUCAGAAGGGCUUAUUGUGAGCUGAGGGACAGUACUGCUAUAGGGUUUUGGAGGACGGAGGGAACUUUGAAUUGCCUUUAUACAAAUGACAUUUCUUUUUGAUGUGUUUUCCUAUUGGCACCACUUGUGAAUUUGCUGAAAGGUAACAGCAUCAAACUGUUAAAUGUAACUAUGAAACAUCGCUGCCUUCGGUGUUCCACCCAGCUUUUGUGCAUGGAUGGCUCCGACCCACAGUGUUCCUGGUUUCAAAUGUGCUCAAGAUCACUAAAGCCUUGAAAUGUGGAAGCUGCAGAUGAAUUGAAAAUGAAUUCCCUGUCAUUUGUACCAUACAUGGUUUACAGUAGCAGCUGCACAUUCACCUCUGCUUCUGAAAUUCAGUUCCAGUGGACCCAAUACAAGGUGUUUAGCGCUACCAGACAGGGCCAAAUUUAUUUGCAGUUACGUCAUAUUCCAAAGGCAACUUGCAACUAAUUUUCUUAAUUUUGGUCAGCAACAGGGCGAAUUUGUAACAAAUGUUUAUUCAAGGUCAAGAUAAACUAAUACAACUGCGCAUUUCUCUCAUUAAAAUGUUGCUGCACGUCUUGCCUUAUUUACCCCCAUAACUUCCCAACCAGGUAUAGUUGCAAGUUAAUGCUCAAUCUCCAUUGGAUUAACUGGUUCCUAUAUGAGAAAGCAGUAGGAACUGUACAGUUAAGUUAAAUGCUUCAUAUAUUGGCACUCGUGAAAAAGCUUUCAAAAAUUGGCUUUAAGACGUGCAAGAAUAAUGACCAUUUGGGUAAGAUGGCAGAGUGCAACUCCUUCCUCAGAACCUGUACCUAUGGAAUGAUAGGGGAGGACAUUUGCAACAUAAAAUCCAAUGGAACAUAGAGCAUAGAGUUCACUGUGGUAGUUUUGAUUUGUACUUGAGGUCAGUUGUCAUUUAAUAAUGAAUGUAAUCAAUUGUGAGACUGUUUUAAUAAAUCAUGGUGUGUGCGUUAGGAGUAAUGUCAUAUCAAAGGUACAGUACUGCUUUGAUACCCAGGUCACUUCCAUCCAAGCAGUCAUUGACUCGUAGAGCUCUGGAAUUGUCAAAUGUGGUCUGGAAAGAGCAUUAAAAUCAAUGUUACGGGUAAACACAGGAGACUUAUUUUCGGUACGCUGAUUGCACCAAGCUGCAUUUCCACAGAUAUGCGAGGUCAGCAAAAAAGUGGGUCUGCACAUUGGAAUUGUAUAAGUUAAAAUAAUUUAUCAUGCUUAAAAUAAAUUGAACAUUGAGCUGUAUAUAUGUGUCAAGACACAGUUGAAAUAGAUUUUGGGUUUCUUUAUGAAAUAUUUAGUUCCUAAGCUGUAAUAACUGCAGUUUCUCAGAGUUGGUGGGCUGCACUAUCAAACAGCAUGAGGCUCUUUUCAGUGUGAGUUUGGGGAUAAUCUACUUUAAAUUUUUCAUACUCUGGAUUUGAAGCAACAAAUGCUGAAUUAUAUUUUUCUAAGCUUUUUUGAAUUUAUUAUAAUACUCUGACUUGUAGAAAUCCCUGCCUUGUAAUUGCACUUUUGCACAUGUGCAAAGGUAUCCCACUUUUAAUCUAGCAUCAAAGAAGCUCUUUGAUCUCAUUUCACAGUGAUAAAGAUGAUCCUCUUGUACUGCAGUAAAUUUAGUUUGUCUCCCCAAGCGAACAAUGAUUUGCCCUAUAACACUGCAAACCAUGGUCAUUUUAACCAUCAAUCCAAUAGCCUGGGAAUAUUGCAUUUAGACAUGUAAAUGGAUUAAAUUGGGAAGCCUGCUUCCUAUUUGUAUGAACUAUUUGCUGGCGUUAUCAGGAUAUAGAAGUGUACACAGGAUAUAGAAGGCAACAUGGGGGAGAAUGCUACUUUAACACAACCACCUUUACCCCCUCCCCAUCACUUACGAUUCCAGUUUUUAUCCUGAUUUAUUGAACAAAAUAUUGAUUUCCUGAAAAGUGACCAGAGGUUUGAAUUUCAUUUCCUAAAUUUGCUAUCUACCUCCAUUGAAGUCUAACUCUGUAGUUCUAAACAAAAAAUCAUUCAAUAUUCACUACUCUCUAACAAUUGUAUACGCACUUCAUCUUGUAUGUUUAGACUAUUUUUAAAUGCAGGAGAGAAAACUAAUAAUUGUUUGUAAAUCCCUCCUGAGUCUUACUAGUUCAACUUGCUGUAUUAAAGAAUGCCUCUGGAUUGUAAUGAAGCAAGAUGGUAUUUCUGGUGCAGUGACACAAUGCAUCACAUAUUUUGGUGUUGUAUCUUAAAGACCAGGCAGGGUCAGAGUUCACUCCUCAAUCUGUGCUUUUGUUAGCUGUGAAAACAUAGACCUUUACAAUGUAUUGUUUUUGUCCAAGCAAAUGGAAAAUGAGCUAGAGUUGCUACUGGUCAUUGAUGUCCUGGCCAAUACUCCCCCCCCCCCCCCCCCCCCAACCCCCCCCCCCCCCCCCCCCCCCCCCCCCCCCCCACCCCCCCCCCCCCCCCCCCCCCCCCCCCCCCCCCCCCCCCCCAAUAAUAUCAAAAACAGAUAUCUGGUCUUUUAUGGGACUUUACUGUGUUACAUUGUAACAAUGGCAACAAUUCAAAAACUAAUUUAUUGGCUGUAAAGUACAUCCUGAGUUUGUGAAGGACACUACGUAAAUAUGUUCACUUUCUCCAUUAAGACCUACUCUAGCAAGUGAAGAUGUGAACUUGUAUUGGGGAAAAUUGAAUUGCCCACUGAUAUUUAUUGUAAGCUCACAAAAGCAUGACUAUGGGAAAUGGCCUUUGGAGCCCAUCAAUCCACAUGAAUCACUGCUUGAUGACAGGAAGAAAAACAACUUGGAAUUCAUUGAUUUAAAAAGGCUUUUUUAAUUUUUGUUGAAGUUGUUCUAGAAAAUGUUUUCUGCCAUUGGGCACUGCUGAGUAUUGUUUUUGCCAUAUUUGAGUUUGAAUGACUUACCGAAAUAAUAAAAUCAUGUUUGAGUUGUGAAAAUGUUGGACAUUAUUUCAUCCUUAUCAUCAUCAUCAUCGAGUCGCACAGCUUUGUAUGGAAACCAACAGAGUGGGCCAGAGCAGGUGUGGAAAGCAUGUUUCCUUCCCUGAGGAUAUUAGUGUUUAAUGACAAUCUGGCAGCAUUCAUGGUCAUUUCAUUUCCGUGGCCAACCCACACAUUAUUAUCAGUGUUAUUGAAUUCAGUUUCACAACUUCACAACUCACAAGUUUGGAAUUAGAAUGAUCAAGUUGCUAUUCCA
Molecule: messenger RNA, 8465 nt
Organism: Leucoraja erinaceus (little skate)
Lineage: Eukaryota; Metazoa; Chordata; Chondrichthyes; Rajiformes; Rajidae
Product: polypeptide N-acetylgalactosaminyltransferase 6-like
Exons: 13
Coding region: 2586-4451 (621 amino acids)
Cellular component (GO): Golgi apparatus
Source: RefSeq, a predicted model, not a curated record